AUGUUUAAUAAAAAUAAUAACAACAAUAAAAAUAAUAAUAAUAAUAAUAAUAAUAAUAAUAAAAUAAUUAUUUUACCAAAUGUAAUUAUUAUUAAAAUUAUUAAUUAUUUAACAUCGUUUUGGGAAGGAUCAAGUUUUACAAAUGAUGUUAAUGAACUCUUUACAUUGGUAAUUAACAAUGUUGUAAGAGAUUUAUCUAUGGUAUCUCGAGAUUGGUACAAAAUGGUUUCUCGAGGAUUAAAACUACCCAAUUAUUAUUUGCUUCAAGAAAGUUUAUUAGAGAGCAAUAAAACCAUCCAAAGAAUGAUCAAAGCAGAUUCAACAUUUAUUAAAAUUGGUAUUGCAACUGUAUUUAAUAGAAGUUUAAUUAAAAAAUAUCCACUAUCUAUUAGCACCCUCGUUUUACAACCAAGCCAAUCAGUUAAAAUUCGAACACAAAACAAUAUUUUGCCAUUUAUCUUUACAAAUAUAACAAAAUUAGAAUUAGUGUUAAAUAAUACCAAACAGUUUACUAGAUCAUAUCUAGAGAAUUUGUUUCCAAUUGAAAUGUUUUCAUCGCAGGGUACCAAUGAUGAAUUACUACACAAACUAAAGAAAAUAAAUAUCAAAAGAAAUGAACAACAGGGAUCAAAUGCAACUUUAAAUACAAUUAGUAAUAACUCUUAUUACUCCUCGCAAACCACCCCAGACUUUUCAAGUAGUGACUAUAGUUUCGAAUGGACCAGAAAAAUUGAAAGUUUAAUAAUAUCAAAAAACCAAGCUUUUGAUGACACCGAACUAUUAGAUCUAUCAGUUUUAAACGACUUUGUCGAGCUGGGUGGCUUUGAAAAAAUCUACCAUUUAAAGCUUAUUUCAAACUACAAAAAGGUUCAAAACAUUGGGGAUUCACUAUUGGUCAAAAAGGUUACCCAUCUCAGCUUGUUUGGAAUCAAAAUAAAUUUAGAAUCUUUCGAUAAACUGCUCUCAUCAAAAAAUAAUAUUAAAUAUUUAGAAAUCUCACAGUGUACAACCGAUAGUGACAAAUCUUUUGGUUUAAACAAGAUACUUUCAAAACAUAUUUCAAGUGGCAACUCCAAACUAGUGUCUUAUUAUCACGAUACAUUUGAAAACCAAGAUGUCGAUGGUCUCAUAUUGCUGUUAAGCUCAACCCAAGGAAGCACAUUAACAACUGUAAAAUUUAAAAGUCUAAUUCAACUUUCAGACAAUAAAAUCGACAUUCAAUCAAUACCAUACAACUCCUCAUCAGUUAAGUUUUUAUCACUAGUACUACCAGAUCCAUCAUUUAUUAAAUUUAUCCUUUCAAAAGUUUCAUUUAAUCUAUCAAGUUUAAAUUUAAAGUUUAUUAAAUCUAACCUCAACGAAAAUAGUGAUGCGUUAAUCGAAAUCUUGUUGCAAAUUUUACAAAGCCAAAAUAGCAGUCUUAAGACUUUAAAAAUACUUUUAAACGAAAAAGAACUUGAUGAAAUUAAAAAGAGUACAUCAUAUCCAUCAACUUGUAAAAUGAAACAACUAUUUAAUUUUAUUACAAAUGAACCAAACCAAAUUCAGGAAUUAGAAUUAAGAAACAUUUGGAUUUCAAAAGAAACCUUUAUAGAAUCACUACUAUCAUUCAACGCAAACCCAAACUCAGCUUUACGUUCUCUUUACUUAACUGGUGUUUCAGAUGUAACCUCCGAAAAUCUCUAUGAUAAUGUAGAUAGUUUAUUUGUAAAUAAUUGCAAGCUUAUCACGUUAGGUUUGUCAUUAGUUCCAAUUAAUUCAAAACUUCCAAAACCAUCUAGCUUUGCGCAAAGAUACACCAUAUCAUUUUUCAGACCCACAUCAACUCUAACUUUUAUAGAUUUACUUACAGAGAUUCUCUUUAAAAAUAAAACCAUUCAACAUAUUUUCAUGGACGAAAUUGAUGAAAGAAUUUACUGGCUCACAAAUUCCAAUAAAGAAAGAUUAGAGGAAUCUAUAAAGAAAAAUAAGCAAUUGGUAUCUAUUGGUAUUCCAUACUAUUUAAGCCAACAUGUUCAGUCAUGUCCUAAUAACGGUGUUUUCCCAUUUUUUAAUCCACCAUCAAUAAACAAAUAA
Messenger RNA from Dictyostelium purpureum, 2076 nucleotides. RefSeq lists its product as uncharacterized. The transcript has a single exon. Bases 1 to 2076 code for a protein of 691 amino acids. NCBI's taxonomy places the organism in Eukaryota, Evosea, Eumycetozoa, Dictyosteliales, Dictyosteliaceae. The record is from RefSeq and is a predicted model, not a curated record.